AAUUUAUUAAUUUAUAAAUUUCAUCUCUUAUCAAUCAUCAAAAAUUCAGUAAUAAUGUCUUUACCUGGAAAUAAUGACAUCAAUAAUGAACGUGUGAAGGUAAAUGAAGCAUAAAUAUCCGGAUAUUUUGAUUUUCGAGCAUCAUUCUUUGCAGGGGGGAGGAUACAGUCAGUAAUAAUGAUCGUGGAAGUGAGGGCAUCAUUAUUUCGUCAUUAUUCAGUUCAAGAACAUUACAUAUUUCAAGAACAGCUGUACUUAUUGAAGCCGGUGACAUUACAAUUGAAAACUUCAAAUCCUCAUAGCUUCUUCCCGUGGCUAGGUAUCUCAGAGUUGAACCCAAUCUUUCAUAACCGUAUUUUUCGUGUUAGAACUGGUUGGUUCAUUCGCGAUAAUUUAUUGAAAGUGUCGUCAUUCAUACGAAAAUAAUUUUUAUAAUCACCCACUUCCUUCGUGUCACUAAUAUCCUUCAGUAACACUAAAUGUGAAUAAUUUUCGCGUUUUUUAUCAAUUCCUUUAUCCAGUAACAACAUUUAACAGAACGGUUCACACUCAAUGCAAUAAUUAUAGCUGGACAUGUGUCUUUCUUUCUUUCAUAAUCGAUGAAAACACAGUCUAUGUGAACUCUACGCCACUCGAAACAUAAUAAUGGUGAAAGAAUAAUAUCAGUUAUAAUGAACCUGUAAGGUGCGGAAAAUAAUGACAGGGAACAGGGAAUGCCGGUAAAAUUUUUAGUAAAGCUGUUUCUGCAAUGAUCUGCUGGAAUGACAUUAUUACUGAACGUGUAAUGGCCCUUUUUGAUUGUCGAACAUCAUUCUUAGCAGAGAGAGGGGAUACAAUCAGUUAUAAUGAUCGUGUAAUGUAAAGCGAGGGCAUCAUUAUUUCGUCAUUACUCAGUUCAGUACUUCAGUGAGCAUUGUGGAAGUAAGAUGGAAGGAUCUGGGGCUAGUGAAACUGAAAGUGAACACACCGAAAACGACGUGGUUGAUGUACGGCUAAGCGAGGUGUCUGCUGAACAGCAGACAGAAGAGAUAUAUGAUUCAACGAGGGAAGAAAUUCUUCGUAAUUUCAUAGAAACUUAUGAAAGCCUUCCCGAAUUAUGGAAUUCGUCACUUGAUAUUUAUAAGAACAAAACAAAAAGAAACGCAGCUCUAAAAAAGUUGUUGGUCAUUUACAAAAAAUUGAAACCAGAAGCAAAGCUUCCUGACGUCAGGAGAAAAAUAAACACGUUGAGGUCGAAUUACCGUAAAGAACUGAAAAAAAUUGUUACAUCGAAGCGAUCCCGAAAUGGUACGGAUGAAGUAUAUAAACCGUCUUCGUGGGUAUUCUACGCUUUAGAAUUUCUCUGCACAUGGAAACAACCUGUCAACGCAAGCACUUCGUUCCAUGAGUCUGUACCUGAUAAUGAGUCACAAAAUGCAGAUAAAGAUAGUAAUACUCCAUCACAAGCACCACAGAAUGCAGGACCGUCUCGAUCAUCAAUUACGCUGGCGCCAUUUGCACCACCACCUAAAAGAGUUCGAAAAGUUGGGCACCUUGCCAAACAGAAUGAACUCCUAUCCAUGACUUGUACAUAUCUUCAGAAGGCAAAAGAACCUUCUCGAGAUAGUGUCUGUGCAGUAAUAAAAGUAUGGAGUGAGAAGCUACAAACACUGGAAUACCAACAACGUUUAUUUGCUGAAAAGGCAAUAAAUGAUAUCUUGUUUGAGGUUACUAUGGGAAAUCUACACAGAUACUCCGUAAGAAUAAAUGAGGACACCUAUCCACAAAGAAAUGCCUCUGUUUAGCUUCAUCAACUACAAAAGCUAAGGAAGAAUUGUCACAUGUUGGAGAUGAACUGAGGACAUUUUAUACUAAUUUUACACCCUUAUAAUUUUUUUCUUCAGUUUUAUUUUGUAAAUCACCAGCAUACG
Leptinotarsa decemlineata (Colorado potato beetle) is the source of this 1910-nucleotide messenger RNA. RefSeq names its product ethanolamine kinase 1 (gene eas). Lineage: Eukaryota; Metazoa; Arthropoda; Insecta; Coleoptera; Chrysomelidae. The record is from RefSeq and is a predicted model, not a curated record. Gene Ontology annotation, biological process: phosphatidylethanolamine biosynthetic process. Gene Ontology annotation, cellular component: cytoplasm. Gene Ontology annotation, molecular function: ethanolamine kinase activity.